Molecule: messenger RNA, 1068 nt
Organism: Huiozyma naganishii CBS 8797
Lineage: Eukaryota; Fungi; Ascomycota; Saccharomycetes; Saccharomycetales; Saccharomycetaceae
Gene: SLG1
Product: Slg1p
Exons: 1
Coding region: 1-1068 (355 amino acids)
Cellular component (GO): plasma membrane
Source: RefSeq, a predicted model, not a curated record
AUGCUGGGGAUGCGGUUCGGCUGGGCGAGCGCAGUGCCGCUGCUGCUGGUAUGCGCUCAGCGGUGCAUGGCGUACUCGCUCAUCAACUGCUACGCGGAACUACCGUCGGGCUUCACGAAGGACAACACGAACGAGUACCAGUCCUCAGGGCUGUGCUCGGCAAGUUGCACAGCGAGGGGGGCCCAGUACUUUGCACUCUCCAACCACCAGGACUGCUACUGCGGCGGGGUCAGCCCUGUCGCUGCAGGGGUCGCUACGGCUAACACUUGCGAUGCGUACUGUUUCGGGUACAGGCAGGAAAUGUGUGGGGGGGAGACCUCCUUCUCUGUGUACACCAUGGGCGACGUGGCGGUGACGCCAAGUGCAAGUGCUGAUGCACUUGCACUUUCCACAUCGCCUACAAGCAGUGCACGUGCAUCAGCACUUGCACUUUCCACAUCGCCUACUUCUACAAGUACUGCAAGCAGUGCAAGCACACCCUCGACGACACAACAAACGACUCCUUCGUCGUCGUUUGUUGUGUCGGCGUCGGCGUCUACCCCACCCACCACGAUCGUUUACUCCACCGCACUCCACACAGAAGGCGGGUCUACAGUCAUAAUCACAAACACAGUCACAACAAGCACACUCGCAACCCCAACCGGAGACUCCAGCGACACCACUGACGCGCCACAACGCAAGUCCCACAAAGCGAACGUCGGGGCGAUCGUCGGCGGGGUCGUUGGCGGGGUAUGCGGUGCCAUCGCCGUCGGGGUCGCUGUACUCCUGGGUCUACGCCACUACAACAUGAAAAGAGAGGAGGAGAAAAUGGAGCUCGAGUACCAGGAGGCCAUCAAACCAGUAGAGUACACUCCAAUAGAUAUCCCCUCCAGUUCCUCACAUAGCCUGUCCUUCGAGCACACAGACCCAAAGAACGCACACCCUCCAGUGCCACCACCGGCUGCUGCCAGAGACGCAAACCCGUUCGACGACUCAAGAAGACUCAGCACAGGGUCCGUGUUCCCGGGCGACACCCCAGACGCAGCGCCCAACAAACUCACAAUAGUAAACCCAGACGAGGAUAGGUGA